Messenger RNA from Striga asiatica, 2625 nucleotides. The record is from the annotation of a GenBank genome assembly. Lineage: Eukaryota; Viridiplantae; Streptophyta; Magnoliopsida; Lamiales; Orobanchaceae.
AUGACCUCGAAUGCCGCCGAAACAAUUAAUUCCGCAAUGAAAGUUGCACGUGAGUUACCCAUAACACCACUUCUUGAGUGCUUAAGGGGAAUGCAGCAAGAAUGGAAUGUAAAAAAUAGAGCUGAAGCAGAAGGAACCUUUACAAAGCUGGCAAAGCUUGGGCACAAAAUGUUGACAGAGAAUUACACAGCCUCCAUGCAUUUAACAAUGCAAAAGGCCAACAAUAAAAUUUUCAAGGUAUGUAAAGGGCCAAAUGUGUUUGUUGUGGAUAUUGAAAAGAAAACUUGUUCGUGUAAUCGAUUUCAAAUGGACGAACUCCCGUGCCCUCAUGCAAUAUGUGCAAUACGUGGAAUUCACGAAGACCCAGAGCCAUAUUGUUCGAAAUAUUAUUACACGGAAACAAUGUUAGGUACAUAUUCAGAAGCAGUGUAUCCAGUUGGAAUUGAUACCACAACACCCAUUGCAAAUAACAAGGAAGAAGUGAUUCCACCACCUCAAUUGUCCCAAACAGGAAGGAAGAAACGAAAAAGAUACCUAUCCAGUUGGGAAAAGGGCUACAAAAGUACUGGAGCAAAACAUAGCCAAACUGGGCGGCGUCGGAGGGAGGACAACAUGGUCGAGAUCCGUAAAAACAAGCGCGAGGAGAGUUUGCUGAAGAAGCGAAGGGAAGGGCUCCAACAGCAGCAGCAGUUCUCGGCGUCUCUUCAAUCGUCUGCGGUCGAGAAAAAGCUGGAGAGCCUUCCUUCAAUGGUCGCUGGCGUAUGGUCGAAUGAUGCCAACUUGCAGCUAGAAGCAACUACCCAAUUCCGCAAAUUACUUUCAAUUGAAAGGAGCCCUCCAAUAGAAGAAGUAAUACAAUCAGGUGUUGUUCCUAGAUUCGUUGAGUUCCUUACAAGAGAGGAUUUCCCCCAGCUCCAGUUUGAAGCUGCAUGGGCGCUCACCAACAUUGCAUCUGGUACUUCAGAAAACACCAGGGUGGUUAUUGAUCAUGGAGCAGUACCCAUUUUUGUAAAGCUUCUGGGUUCACCCAGUGAUGAUGUUCGUGAGCAGGCUGUGUGGGCAUUAGGUAAUGUUGCUGGUGAUUCUCCUAAGUGCCGUGACCUUGUCCUUGGUUAUGGUGCUUUGAUUCCUUUGCUUUCUCAGCUGAAUGAGAAUGCAAAGCUUUCGAUGCUGAGAAAUGCUACCUGGACGUUGUCAAACUUCUGCAGAGGCAAACCCCAGCCUCCCUUUGAGCAGGUGAGACCAGCACUUCCUGCUCUUCAGCAACUUGUCUAUUCAAAUGAUGAAGAGGUUCUUACUGAUGCAUGCUGGGCUCUUUCAUACCUCUCUGAUGGCGCGAAUGACAAAAUUCAAGCUGUGAUCGAGGCUGGUGUCUGUCAAAGACUUGUUGAGCUCCUCCUUCAUCCGUCUCCUUCGGUGCUUAUUCCUGCACUUCGUACAGUUGGGAAUAUUGUGACUGGUGAUGAUGCUCAAACUCAGUUUAUCAUCAAUAGUGGUGCUCUUCCUUGCUUGCUAAACCUGUUGACUCACCAUCAUAAGAAGAGCAUCAAGAAAGAAGCCUGUUGGACAAUUUCAAACAUCACUGCUGGAAACAGAGAACAAAUACAAGCUGUAAUUGAUGCUGGCUUGAUUGGUCCCUUGGUGAAUCUUCUUCAGAAUGCUGAAUUUGAUAUAAAGAAGGAGGCUGCAUGGGCUAUUUCAAAUGCCACAUCUGGAGGAACAAAUGAGCAGAUCAUGUACCUUGUGAACCAGAAUUGUAUAAAGCCACUCUGUGAUCUCCUGGUUUGCCCCGAUCCUAGAAUAGUAACUGUAUGUUUGGAGGGGCUCGAAAACAUACUUAAAGUUGGGGAGGCUGAGAAGGGUAAUACUGGUGAUGUCAAUUACUUUGCUCAGUUGAUUGAUGAAGCUGAGGGAUUAGAGAAAAUAGAGAACUUGCAGAGUCAUGACAACAAUGAGAUUUAUGAGAAGGCUGUGAAGAUGCUGGAGACCUAUUGGCUCGAGGAAGAUGAGACAAUACCUGAAAGUGAUGGGAACCAAGCUGGAUUCAACUUUGGGGAAAAUGUUGAAAUGGAGAAGUCUGUGAUGAUAGUACCAAUGAUUUUGGUGAGUCGGGUCAUGUCACAUCACCGUAAUGAGUUUGGUGAGUCGGGUCCAGAGUCUGUCUUGGUCGAGGGAGAUGGUCAGUCGCGUGUCAUUGAGUCGUAUUCGCCAGUAUGGUCAGGUGUCGUCGAGUCGUAUUCCCCCGUAUGUGGUUGGGUUGUUUUUAGGGGAAUAUCUGGCACUGGCCUGUGCAACUUUCUCGCUGUCGCCAUUAAAGCCCUCACGGAGAACCACCUCUGCGAAAAACCCUCCUCCUUCUUCCUCAUUUUCAUAACAAAAACCAUCCGAAAGGGAAAAAUUAGUCCACCGCCGCCGAUGAAGCUUCCCUACGGUUAUCGUACUUUUCGCCCAAUUUUUGCUCCAAUCGAUUCGAAAGGGCCUCUCCGAUCUACCUGGCUCGAAUUACUUCCCCUCUUUUGGAUUUCACCGGUGAAUCCUGCAACAUCGCCGGAGUCUACUGCGACGGCAACAGGUGGUGGCCCUCAAUCUCGGCGAGGAAAUGAGGAUGUCCUGCUAGAUUUGUGA